UAUCAUAUUAUAAAAUAAUUAAUGAAAAAAAACAAAAAAAUAAUUUUGAACAUAUGAAAAAUGUAUAUAAAGAGCUACCAAGGUUUCCAUGACAUUGGAAAUCAAUGUCAUGGGAAGACUCGGGGGCGCUCUGGUGCACCGUUCGUAAAAUUGACGGUUCCUACCCCCAAACCCUGCGGUUCAGUGCAAUCCGAGAAACGGUGAAGAGAGCAAAAGCAGAAGCUAAGCGAGCUAUGGAGGGUGAGGAGACAAAGCAGAAGAUGACUAAGAUAUGGGAUGGAAUGACCAGGGCCGGAGUGGUCACCGGAGCCGCCGAUUUUGCGGCUCACUUCGGGGGCUUUCUCUCUUCCUUGUAUCAAAAGGGGCCCAAGACAACAUUUCAAAAUCUCAAGUCGAAAUACACCAUCGCCCCCCCUGAUUCUCAAAAGCUGGCUGAGAUCCUCGAAGGAAACCGCCGGAUUGAGGAAAAGAUAAACUUGGUGCUGCAAGAAAUCCGAUCCAGCAGAGGCGGCGGCGGAGCCAGAGGAAAUGGCAAUGGUGGCGGAAGCGGGAAAAACGGAGCCGGAGCUCCGAACGGAGGCGGUGGAGGCCAAAACGGAGGUGGCGGAAAAAGCCAGAAUGGCAGCGGAAGCGGGGGCCAGAAUAAUGGCGGCGGCGGUGCCCAGAAUGGUGGGGGCGGCGGAGAUGGGGACAUCGACGCUGUGAUCGAAGCUUUGAUGGACCUGGUGAAAUGAGGUGAGCUGGGUAAGUCCUUUUUUUAUUUUAUCAUUUUUUAUUCAAAAAAAAAUACCCCGGAGUAUGAUUUUUUUUGGCCAUUUUAUGAUUUUUCAUGCUCUUGUAUUAUACAGCUCAGCCGCUGGCUUACAAUCCUGAGGAGGCUCCGAUGAGGCGAUGAACAAGAUUAGGAGUAAUAAAUUUUUUAAGAAAAACUCCAAAAUGUC
Messenger RNA from Cuscuta campestris, 941 nucleotides. Lineage: Eukaryota; Viridiplantae; Streptophyta; Magnoliopsida; Solanales; Convolvulaceae. The record is from the annotation of a GenBank genome assembly.